Messenger RNA from Centruroides sculpturatus (bark scorpion), 2017 nucleotides. RefSeq names its product lysophosphatidylcholine acyltransferase 1-like. The coding region runs from base 264 to 1505 and encodes 413 amino acids. NCBI's taxonomy places the organism in Eukaryota, Metazoa, Arthropoda, Arachnida, Scorpiones, Buthidae. The transcript has 12 exons. The record is from RefSeq and is a predicted model, not a curated record.
GAACUCUGGCUUAAUAUAUUUUAUAAUUAUGAAUUCUUAAUAUUUUGACACUUGACUUUUAUACAGAUUUUUUAAUCAUCUGCUGAAGAUUUCACCUCAUUAUGUUCCCAUUAUUGUCCUUGUUCAACAUAUAUACUUGAAUAUUUUUAUUGACAAGUAUACAUUUGCACAUUUGCUCCAUCAAGGGCAGUUGUGGGUAUUUGCUAUAUGUUUGGAAAUUUAUUAAAGAAUGUGAGAGAAGACUUGGACACAUAUUCUUUUUUAUGGCUGGGUUUCAAAAUAUUAAGAUCUUAGGAAAGAAAGCACAUUCAUCUGAAGCUCCUAUCUUGUGUGUGGCACCUCAUUCCACAUUUUUUGACACACUUAUGGAAUUUAUUGGUGGUGUCUAUUGUCCUGUAGUACGUGAACAAAGCAGUUCUACAGCUAUUGUAUCUACUUUAAUUACAUAUACGCAACCUGUAUAUGUUAAGAGAGACGAUCCUUUAUCACGUCAACAUACUAUACAGGAAAUCAGAAGAAGAGCACUUUCAGGUGAUGAUUGGGAACAAAUACUCAUUUUUCCAGAAGGAACUUGUACCAAUCGAACAUGUCUCAUACAUUUUAAAUCAGGUGCCUUUCUACCUGGAGUUCCUGUACAACCUGUUUGCAUUAGAUAUUUAAAUAAGCCGGAUACAGUAACCUGGACAUGGGAUGGACCCGGCGCUUGGAAAGUAAUUUGGCUUACAAUGACACAAUUACAUCAGCCUUGCGAAAUAGAAUUUCUACCUGUAUAUACUCCAAGUGAAGAAGAAAAACAAGAUCCAAGAUUGUAUGCAGACAAUAUCAGAAAUAUAAUGGCUAAAAAACUGUGUGUUCCAACAUGUGAUUUGUCUUAUGAUGAUAUAAAAUAUCAAGUCUGGGCUAAGGAAAGGCAUUUGUUACACACUGUUGGAGUAACAAAAUUAUUAAAAUUAAGAAGAAAAUUGAAUUUGGAAAAGAAGAGUAUCAAAGAAGAAAUUGCCAAUUCCGAAAAUAAAUUAAGUCUGUACAAUAAUUUGAUUACUUGCAAAGAGUUUGCAAAUUUUCUAACUGAACCAGUUUCAGAGGUCAUUAGAGAUUUCUUUGAUGCAUUUGAUCCAAAUAGAUCAGGCUUAAUAGAUUUGAGGAGUUAUAUAGCUGGUCUCUGGCUCAUUAGGCAAGAUAUUGAUGAUGACGAGAAGCUUGAAAAUGCUUUUAAAGUGUUUUGCUCUGGAGUAAAUUAUUCUUUGGGAGUUUCAGAAUUUGAAAGAUACAUGUGGUUAAUAAAAGGCAUAUCAUCAUCCUGGUCAGAAAAAAUAUUUAAAAAAUUAAGCAAAGAUGGAGAAACUUUGGUAUUUGAUGAUCUUCAAAGUAUUCUGUUCGAUAAUAAAUACAUCUCAAAUGGAGCACCACAGACUAAUGGUUCGGUAUCACUGCCGGAUGACAGAAUAAUUUCAGAUUCUGUUCUUAAGACAAAUUGUAAUCAAGAUGAAAAGAAGAGAAAAUAAUUGGUAUAAUUUACUUCUUUCACAGUAAACAUUUAUUAAAUGAUUAUUAGAAAUAAUGAAUGAUAUUUUUUAUCAAAAAUCUGUUUUGCAAAAUGUGCAAAAUUAAUCUGGAUGAAAUCAUUAUAUAUAAUUAGUUGGUUAUUAUGGAAUUAAAUUGAUUGCUUUUUGAACCCAAAAGUUGUAUAAAAUAUCAGUGCCAAAGGCUACUUAACAAAGUACUAUGUAUAUGUAUAUUUAUGUAUUUUGAUAAGAUUUUAUGUAGUUUCUUAAUUUUGUUUUCAUCAGAUUUUAUUAUUUUGAAAAAUUUUAUUUAUUCUUAAUUUUUUAUAUUCAGAUAAAUUAGUGAGAUACAGUCCAGUUUCUAAAAUUAAUGAAUUCUGAUAUGUUUUAAAGUAUUGGAAAUCAUCUAGAUUCAAUUAAAAUAAAUGCUGUAAAAAUAUGUAUUUCAGAAUUUAUAAUAAAUUAUUGUUAUUUUUUAAAUUAUUAAUUAAACUUAAAAAAUUAUACUAAAG